Daucus carota subsp. sativus is the source of this 2144-nucleotide messenger RNA. RefSeq names its product coronatine-insensitive protein 1. The record is from RefSeq and is a predicted model, not a curated record. NCBI's taxonomy places the organism in Eukaryota, Viridiplantae, Streptophyta, Magnoliopsida, Apiales, Apiaceae. The coding region runs from base 114 to 1883 and encodes 589 amino acids. Gene Ontology annotation, cellular component: SCF ubiquitin ligase complex. Gene Ontology annotation, biological process: SCF-dependent proteasomal ubiquitin-dependent protein catabolic process. The transcript is spliced from 3 exons.
UCUUUUGGAUUUGUUAUAUCCCCUUUUGAUUUUCUUACGUUUGCGCCGCACAACUUGCACACAGAGUCUCUCUCUCUCUCUCUCUCUCUAAUCUCUCUCUGUUUCUUACAGCCAUGGACGAGCGUACAACAAACCCAACCCACACCACCAUGUCAGACACAAUCUUCGAGUGCGUCAUCCCUUACAUAACCGAUCCAAAGGACCGCGACUCCGUCUCUCUCGUCUGCUCUCGAUGGUACCAUCUCGACGCGCUCACAAGAAAGCACAUCACAAUCGCCUUCUGCUACACAUGCACGCCCAAGCAGCUACUCCACAGAUUCAGCCACAUAGAGUCUGUGAAGCUCAAGGGGAAGCCACGUGCGGCUAUGUUCAACUUGAUUCCUGAGGACUGGGGAGGCUAUGUUAGCUCCUGGGUGCUUGAGUUCUCCAGGAGCUUUGUUUGUCUCAAGUCUUUUCACUUUAGGCGCAUGAUUGUUAAGGAUGAGGAUCUGGUCUUGCUUGCGAAGGCGCGUGGCAGGACGCUCCAGGUCCUGAGACUUGAUAAGUGCUCUGGCUUUUCUACGGAUGGAUUGUUGCAUAUCACUCGUUCUUGCAGAAACAUACGAACUUUAUAUAUGGAAGAGAGCACAAUUGUAGAAAACAGUGGAGAAUGGCUGCACGAGCUUGCAUUGCACAACACAGUUCUUGAAACUCUUAAUUUUUAUAUGACUGAGCUCUCUGAAGUCAGCUACCACGACCUUGAACUCAUAGCCAAGAACUGUAAAUCUUUAGUCUCUGUCAAAAUUAGUGAUUGUGAAGUUUUGGACCUUGUUGGCUUCUUCGGGGCAGUAUCUGCACUGGAAGAAUUUGGUGGAGGUUCCUUUAAUGACCAGCCAGACAAGUAUAAAAGUGUACCCGUUCCCCCAAAAUUAUGUAUCUUGGGCCUAACAUACUUGGGGAAGCAUGAAUUACCCCAUGUAUUUCCUUUUGCAUCCCGAAUAAAGAAAAUAGAUCUUCUCUAUGCUCUGCUCGACACAGAGGACCAUUGCCUAUUGAUUCAAAGGUGUCCCAACUUGGAAGUUCUCGAGACCAGAAACGUUAUUGGUGAUAGAGGAUUGGGAGUUCUUGCAAAUUCUUGCAAGAAACUAAGGAGGCUUAGGAUUGAGCGAGGUGCAGAUGAACAAGAAAUGGAAGACGUGGAAGGCGUUGUGACACAGAGAGGAUUAAUAUCUUUGGCAGAAGGAUGUCUCGAGUUGGAGUACCUGGCUGUAUAUGUUACUGAUAUUACAAAUGAAUCUUUAGAGUGCAUGGGCAGACAUUUGAAAAAACUUUGUGAUUUUCGAUUGGUCUUGCUUGAUCAACAAGAAAACGUAGCCGAUUUACCACUUGACUUCGGAGUUCAAGCUCUAUUAAGAGGUUGCCAUGAGCUUAGAAGGUUUGCUUUAUAUCUUCGGCUUGGGGGAUUGACAGAUGCCGGUCUUGGUUUUAUAGGCCAAUACAGCCAAAAUGUGAGAUGGAUGCUUCUAGGUUAUGUAGGACAGUCUGAUGCUGGGCUUCUGGCAUUAUCUAGAGGGUGCCCUAAGUUGCAAAAGCUAGAAAUGAGGGGCUGUUCCUUCAGCGAAAGUGCAAUUGCCAGUGCUGCAUUGCAGCUAGCUUCGUUAAGGUACUUAUGGGUGCAAGGAUAUAGAAGAUCCCAAACAAGUAAUGCUCUCUUAGCCAUGGCUCGCCCUUUCUGGAAUAUUGAAUUGAUACCUACCAGACGCGACGUUCAUGCUGGUGCCCUUGGAGAGCCUGUCGAAACUGAACAACCGGCACAUAUACUUGCUUAUUAUUCCUUAGCUGGACAAAGAACAGAUUUUCCAGAUUCAGUCAUCCCUUUAAGUCCAGUUUCUUCAAAUGCCUAAUAGCUCUGCGUAUAUCCUUUCCACGAGUUAGCCUGCCUUUCACCGCUGGGCUUGUAUCCUGUUUAUAGGUUUGUGUAUUUUCUGUUUGAUGAGAGAUUUUUUCCCCCUGUUUUCCCUCUUUAGUGUAAUGGUUCGAUCUCAGAUUGAUUUCGACAUGUAAGUUUGAUUGAAUUGAUUAUUUUAAAAAGCGUUGUACAGUACUGCAUGUGUUCGUCGGAUGCAGAUUUUUAUCAGUUCUGUAAAUGUUUUCUUUUACCCUAA